Molecule: messenger RNA, 1197 nt
Organism: Bombina bombina (fire-bellied toad)
Lineage: Eukaryota; Metazoa; Chordata; Amphibia; Anura; Bombinatoridae
Gene: RSRC1
Product: arginine and serine rich coiled-coil 1
Exons: 10
Coding region: 115-1080 (321 amino acids)
Biological process (GO): alternative mRNA splicing, via spliceosome
Cellular component (GO): cytoplasm; nucleus
Source: RefSeq, a predicted model, not a curated record
CUAUAGGCGCUCGCUUGCUUUAGUCUGGCGCUCUAUGCCGCAGCAUUGUAGGGCCGCAGCUUCCGGAGUCUGCAGAAAAGUUAGUUUUUUUCAUCAAUUGGCAAACAAAUAAAAAUGGGGCGCCACUCUUCAGAUUCAGAGGAAGAAAUUAGGUCAAAGAAGAAAAAGAAGCAUCGCAAGCGGUCUACCUCCAGCAGCUCAUCCGACAGUAGAGCGCAUCGGAAAAAGUCUGGAAGAAAAUCAAGAUCUCGCUCCAGAGAUGCUUACUCAAGUUCACGCUCUUAUGACAAAAGGCGCAGGCAUCGUUCCAGCAGCGACUCCUCUUAUACCUCAAGAAGGAAACGUAGCCGUAGCAGAUCUCGAGACCGAGGAAAGUCACGCAAGUUUCAUAGAUCAAGAGCUUCAAGAUCACGUUCAAGACACCGUCAGCGAUCUCGCAGUCGAAGCAGUGAGCGAUCGAGCAGGAGGAGGUCUCGGAGCCGGUCUUAUGAAAGAGAGCGAGGGAAAGGCAAAGACAGGGACAAAAGAGAGAAAGAUCGAGGAAAAGAAAAGGACUCGAGCUCCAAGCGUGGGGACUCUGCAAACAUCAAGGCUGGAUUAGAACAUCUGCCUCCCGCUGAACAGGCCAAAGCAAGGCUGCAGAUGGUUCUCCAAGCUGCUGCAAAAGCAGAUGAAGCAUUACGUGCAAAGGAGAAAACUGAGGAAGAAGCCAGAAAAAAGAAGGAAGAAGAUCAGUCAGAUUUAAAAGAACAAGUGAAACGCGUAAAGGAAAUCGAAGCAAUUGAGGAUGAUUCUUUUGUCCCUCAAAUUUUUCGAUCAAGCAGAGAAUCAAAAACUCCAAUAGAAAGCAGUGAGACCAGACAUGAUUCUGCAAUAUUGGGAAGUGGAGGCAUUGACUUAAAUUUUGAUGAAGAAAAAGAAGCAGGUAUUGAGGACCUUCCAACAGCUAUCAAAUAUAUUGAUGACAACUCCCUGGCACAUCCAAAUCUUUAUAUUAAGAAAGAAGAAGCAGAGGAGAAAUGGUAUAAGAGAUUAGUGUCUCUUCGGCAAGAAAAACUGAUGGGCAACCCUGUAGCCUAACCAGAGGUGCCACAACUGAUCAUGACUUCAGUGUCAUUUUACUUGAUGUGAUGUCCCAAUAUUUUAUACCAUUCUGUAGCUUGUUUUUGUUUUUAAUAAAGAUUCCAUUAAACCAAA